UCUUUACCGUUUUUACAAUACUACAAAGCCAUUUCUCCUUUUCCGUUCACAUCAUUCUCUCGCCGUCGGUGAUCCUCCGCCCUCGAGAUUCUUAAUAAAUAUUCUUUCUUCUUUCUUACAAAAAGAAAUCACUAGAAAUGUAAAAGUGAUCUCAUUGAUAUAUUUUUAUUUGUUGUUGUAGUUCAAAUGAAUCACUCUUUAUUUGACUCGUUAGUCCUUGUCUUGAUUUACUCUCUUAAACGUCCGCUAUGUCUUAGAUCUCUCAAAGACUAGUAUAGCUUUGUGACGAUACUGUUUUUAAAGUUAGCCAAGAAGAUGAGGAAGAUCAUAGGGUUUAGAAUCGGGAGACGGGUCUCUAGAUGGAUCCUUCGGAAUACCCGGAUCCGACGUUCCGGUUACAACCGAGUACACUCGAGUACACGACAAGCUUGCAAGCUGAGACCAUUCGCUUUACUCAGAAGUUGGGGACAACGUCUCAAGAAGAGUUUCGGACUUUUCAGGUCUACGAGAGGAUCCGAAUACAUACCCGACCCGGUUCCAAAGGGACACUUGGUGAUCUACGUGGGUCAAAAAGACGGCGACUGUCACAGGGUUUUGGUACCCAUCGUUUACUUUAACCAUCCUCUGUUCGGUGAGCUGCUCAAACAAUCCGAAAAAGAGUAUGGAUUUCGCCACGAAGGUGGUAUCACUAUCCCUUGUCUGUAUUCGGACUUCGAACGGGUCAAGACCCGAAUCGCCUCCGGUUCAAGUUCUCGGAUAUUCCCGUGGAGCCGUCUUUGCCGCAAUUGAAGACAAUUUAUGGAUAAACUUCUUAUAGGAUUUUCAACCUUUAUUUUGUUUUCUUUAAGUAGAUAUUGUUCCCUUUAAAUUUACCAUUUUCUAUCUAAUGUUACUUUUUGUCACUUUA
Capsella rubella is the source of this 907-nucleotide messenger RNA. Its product is annotated as auxin-responsive protein SAUR36. Gene Ontology annotation, biological process: response to auxin. The record is from RefSeq and is a predicted model, not a curated record. The transcript has a single exon. NCBI's taxonomy places the organism in Eukaryota, Viridiplantae, Streptophyta, Magnoliopsida, Brassicales, Brassicaceae. Bases 316 to 789 code for a protein of 157 amino acids.